Molecule: messenger RNA, 2389 nt
Organism: Penicillium brasilianum
Lineage: Eukaryota; Fungi; Ascomycota; Eurotiomycetes; Eurotiales; Aspergillaceae
Source: the annotation of a GenBank genome assembly
GGGGACUGUCGCAAUUCACGUGGGGAGCUCCGACCUUGGAAGCUCUGACUUUUCCCAGCUACAUCACUCCUCAAUUUCCUCCGACGCUUCUGUCGACUGCUCAGUAACGAUGUCUCCGGCAGCAGAAGAAGCUCCUCUACUGCCUCAAGUGAAUCCGGCCUCACCGCGGACGACCAGGGCAUCCCGGUCGGUGACGUUCAACCCGCUGACGACAAUCAGUACCUACGGCGGUACCACCUCCUCCGAUCCUACCUUUCGCCCUCUUCAGACCGGCUCUCCUCCCGUUCAGAAUAUCAAUGCUACAGGAGGGGCUCCUCGACCGGGCAGUCAGCCCAUGCUGUCCGCCUUGAACAGCAAACUCCGUCGUCGCAACAGUCACGGCGCUCCCUUGACUACGCCGCCCCCGGCUGCCCCCAAGAUUGGACCGCAGCGUACAACCAAGAAAGCACAGAAGCUUAAGCUCCUCCCAGACCCAGUAACCGCUGAAGAAGAGGAGAGUUUCGAUGGGGAUUUCCCUCGAGACGUCUAUUCACAGAUCACCCGCAUCAAAGAGCCCGCAGCUCGCAGCCAUGCCGCACGACUGGGAAAAGCCGACCGUGAUCGCAUUCCACGAGUCACGGCAUACUGCACAGCCAAUUCCUAUCGACUGGAGGGCGUGGUCAAGUUCCUGAAAUCCCGUGCCAAAACCCGUGGGGCGAACCCCAAGCUGUUCGACGAGUGCGUCUACUCCCCAUUCGAUUACCUGUAUGAAGAGAAGCAAAAGGGAAGCCGGUUCUUCCCUACCGCAGGAGGCAAUGGACACCAUGAGCGACGAGCGAGCGAGCGGAGAUACUCAGAUAGUGCGGUGGAAGUCGAUGAUAACACAAAAACCCGACGGGAAGAUCUCAUCGACUUCCACGAGGAAGCUGGCCGUCCCGGUGAUGUCAGCUCCGAACAUGCAGUGUCUGCUCCACAAUCGGACGAGGCCUUUGAGAUCGACACCACCAUUCAUACCCCCGAGAUCUUUCUGUUUGACUAUGGCACCGUGGUGAUAUGGGGCAUGACGCCAGCACACGAAUCCCGGUUCUUGUCUGAUAUUUCGAAAUUUGCAUCCUCAAUAUUGAGUCCGGACGAUACUCAGAUUGAGAAUUUCAAUUUCUACUAUGCACGAGAGUACCAGGCAAGGAUAUACAAUGACUUCAUCUCGCUACGAGAACCUCGGAACCACAUGAUCAAGCUGGCCAUCUCGCAUGCGCUAGCUCAGUCGGUCAAGACGUCACUAUUUGAAGACCUGCUGUCAGAAACCAUCGCUGACACGGCACCGCUACCGGCUCAGAUUGCGCAGACUGGCAGUGUCAACCUCACACGCAAGCAGAUCAACAUGCAGAUCGGCGAGUUGUUCAUUCUGCGAAUCAAUAUUCACUUGCAGGGAUCUGUCCUCGAUAGUCCUGAGCUUUUCUGGGCCGAACCACAGCUCGAACCCGUCUACCAGGCAGUCCGGAGUUACUUAGAAAUGGAUCAGCGUGUCAGUCUACUUACUGAGCGAUUGGAUGUCAUCGCCGAUCUUCUGGCCGUGCUUAAGGAUCAGUUGACCCACCGUCAUGGUGAAUAUCUUGAAUGGAUUGUCAUCGUUCUAAUUGCAGCCGAGAUCUUGGUCGCCGCCAUCAAUAUUGUCGUCGACUUGUAUGCGGGUGUCGACUAAGCUGAGGGGCUUAACGAUUGAGAAGGCAAAUUGCAAGAACAUUGAGAAGCUAGAACUCUGCGUGCUACUUGUUCGACAUGCGAGCGAUGGGGUACAAUGCCACACUAAACAUCAACCCUGUUCCGGUCCAUGACUACAAUCCCAUGUGGCCACAAGUCCGGCAUCAGCCCUUUACUCUGAGGCUCUCCAUCUCCUCAACUUUCAGGUCACGUUUGCUAGUGUACAACCUCUGCAACACAUCCAUUUCCUCGACAUCUCCAUGUACUACCAUUUGAUCAGCCAACUAUCUUCCCCGUACGUGAAGGAGUGGCUAUCCCGUCAUUACUACAAUAAUUCUGUCCGUCUAUUCACCGGUGUUAGAGUUAGUCUACAUUCUUUUCUUUCCGGGGAAACGGAGUCAAGGCGCUGAUCUUGCGCUGUAAAUGGAAUAUUCAUGUUCAUACAAUCACCAAUGCCUACGUACCUGAUUUCCUAUGCCACGUCCUGGCCUUCGCGUUCCGUUUGGGUGCUCAAGUUACUCACUGAGCAUGAAGCCUGACGAGCACCCUUAUAAAACGCAACACGCUCGCCGUGUCCACGAAUAUCCCUUCCUUGUACUGCGCAGAUUGCCCCUAGCUCCAACGCUCCUUUCGAAGACAACUAAGACUUUGCUACUUUACCGUUCUCAUUAACAACACAGCAGUGCGAGAUAUCGCUGCAUUGACUGCC